UCGUCCAGCGACGCGGCUCUACACUAUUCGCGCUGUCGUUGUCGUUGCUGUUAGUUGCCGCCGCCGCAGUCCUUGCACAGCUCCGGGGCUACAUGAGCUGUAGUUUUAUUAGUGCUAUCGACAGUUCGACAGUGCCGCCCCCUUCCUCCUAAACACACACAUACCCCGUAACCGGCAGUGAUACGACAGUGUUUUGUCCUCUUUCACCUUAUUGUUCUUCGGGUCUGCUCGUCUUCCCUGUAUUUGUGCUUCGUAUGAGAAACGCCGGCCGUCAGCGCUCUUAUUUACGCAGGUGUAGUGCACGAAUGACAAGUUCAGCGAAAACCACGAGCUGCCGCUGCUGCCGCAAACUUAGAUGUCAUGAAUCAACAGUGCAAAGUCUGCGGGGAGCCUGCGGCUGGUUUUCACUUCGGAGCAUUUACUUGCGAAGGUUGCAAGUCCUUCUUCGGUAGAACGUACAACAAUCUUGGCAGCAUAUCAGAAUGCAAGAACGGUGGCGCUUGCAUAAUCAACAAGAAGAAUCGGACGGCGUGCAAGGCCUGCCGACUGAGGAAAUGCCUGUUGGUCGGCAUGUCAAAGUCGGGUUCGCGCUAUGGGCGUCGCUCCAACUGGUUCAAGAUCCAUUGCCUGCUACAGGAGCAGACCAAUAGCGGUAGCAGUGCUACAGGUCUACAGUCCUCGCAUUUUCCUGCGAGCUUCCUGCCUAAUUUCCUGCCGGGGCUGCAGUCCAAUGCCAUUCAACAGGGUUUGCUGGCUAACUUUCAGCCACAAGGUCCUAAUAGCGGCCAUCCUCCAGCCAAAGAGGUCUGCGAGGAGACCUCGCCAAGUCGGGAGGAUCUGGCACUCCAGUCGCACCUGCUUCACGUGGCCAUGAUAAAGCAAAAAUCACGAGAGCGCAGUGCUCAAGCUCAAGUCGCGGCGCUAGCCCUCGCCGGUGCUAAGUCGCCUUGUCCGGCAGACGAUCAGCUAGGCCUGCAGAAUCAACUCAAGCUUUUAGGCUGGCGCACCGCUGCUGAGGUUUCGAACGAUCGACCACAGCCGCAGCCGCCGCCACUGCCACCAGCUUCCCAACAACAGCCACAGCAACAGCCAGUUCUGACGGGUGUCGCGGGUACGUCACCGCUUCGUAAUAGCAGCAGCGCCGGAAGCUCCACUCCGCCGCUGUCCUUUUCUCAGCCGCAGCCGCCGGCUGGUUCAUCCAUCUUCCACGCAGUUAACCUUGCUGCAGCCGCGGCCGCCGCAGCCUCAAGCUCGCUCGAAGUUUUCCGCCCAUUUCUGCCUGCCUCCGUGUAUAAGCGCACCAGCGACAGUCCCAGCGACAGUGGCGCUUCUUCUCAAGAGAGUGACGGUCCCGAUGACGACUCCUCAACAACGCGAGCCUAUUUUCACCAGCAACAGCAACAACAUCAUUCUCAUCAUCAUCGCCAGCAGCAUCAGGAUCAUCGUCAUUUCGAUCAACAAAAGCAGCAAGAAGGCGAACCACUGAGGCGCAAAAUCAAUGCCACCCUCACACUAACUACGGACUAUCUGCCCCAUCAUGCAACCAUCCAUAAUCAUCACUUUUUAUAUCCGGCUACCGAACUGAUAACCCCGGCAGCCUCCCACCAUUCGCUGCUACGUGGUGGCGAUUUGCUGCUGGCCAGCCCUAGUCCAGGCGGCGUUGCCGUCGAACAGCUUGAACCUAUCGACCUGAGCGUGCGCUCAGCUAAGCCAGUGCACCUAAGUAAGCGCCGUCGGCGACGCUCGUCCGGCGCUUUGUCCUCGACCAGUCACUCCUGUAGUCCUGAGUGCAGCCCCAAGCGCCAGCAGCUGCUUGACUCGCGCCAAACGUCUUCGCCAGGCGACACAGUCAGCCCCGAGGCUCCUGCAAAAGGCAAUCCCCUUGACCUCAGCCUGGAUACCCCCGUCAAGAGGCCUGCUGCCGAGGUGUCGCUUUAGCACCUGUUCUAACAGCACUAACUCUCCUCUUCCCCUGUAUAUAAAGCCGAUCCUUUAUUUAUUUCUGUUCCGGCUGCCUUGCACUCGUCAGCUCUUCUCACCAAGGCUCUUCUCUACCCUGUAAUCGAGCUAAAAACACCUUUGUCCACGCUACCACCCACAGAACUAUUUUUUCCCAUACAUAUGCACACAUCCGUUCUCUCUCUUUCUCUCUCUCUCUCUCUCUCUCUCUCUCUCUCUCUCUCUCUCCAAUGUAAAUAAGACUGAGCUUCGUUAACGCUCGAGUGGAGGUGAUUUUUUAUUUCUUUUUAUUCUAUUUCUGUCUUUUUUCGUUUUACUACGAAUAAUCAGAUUGUUCAAACAUCCAUAUCUAUAUCUAUUUGGUUUUCUAAUCAUUUCCACUAUAAUUUAUCAAAACUACAUAUUUCACCGCAGCCAAAUCUAUGUUAGUACCCAUCGUCAGUGCACACACGUUCUAUUGAUAUGGCAAACGCAACCAACAGUCAUAGAUUUAUUAUUAGGUAGGAUAAUAUAAUAUUAUACAUAAAAUAUUAUUUAAAGUGCAUGUACAGCAUCUACUGAUUAUUGGCAAUGACACACACACAUACACACACAAAUAUUUAUAAAAGUUUCCUUAAUGCAAACUUAAAAAAUGUGAUCCUUAGUAAAUCAAAAGGCCAGUAAUGUAUGCAAAUCACAAUAUAAAGAUAUAUCUACAUGAAAAAGUGGCAUUUAAGUUGAAUCAGUCUUGGAAGAUUGUUCGUUUAUUUUGCUCACUUGUUAAAUAAAGCUGUAGGUAAAAUAAGUAAGGAAUGUUUUUUUCGUUCCAUAAUCUUAUUUGUAAAUAGGACUCUUAUAGAAAAAAGCGGCCAGUAC
This is a messenger RNA of Phymastichus coffea, 2814 nucleotides long. Its product is annotated as zygotic gap protein knirps-like. The transcript is spliced from 3 exons. Gene Ontology annotation, biological process: regulation of DNA-templated transcription. NCBI's taxonomy places the organism in Eukaryota, Metazoa, Arthropoda, Insecta, Hymenoptera, Eulophidae. Gene Ontology annotation, molecular function: DNA-binding transcription factor activity; sequence-specific DNA binding; zinc ion binding. Bases 361 to 1938 code for a protein of 525 amino acids. The record is from RefSeq and is a predicted model, not a curated record.